GGCAUUGUCUCACAGAAGUCAGAGGACGCAGGACUUUGGUUUUAUUGACUGCUGAUCACAAUGAAGUCUGUGGCAGUGAUUCUUGUCCUGGCAGUCAUCUCAGGCUGCCAGGCUCGAGCGGUGCUCCGCGAUGAACCCAAGAGCAGGUGGGAGGAGGCCGUGGACCGCUUCUGGCAGUACAUGUCCGACCUCAACAGCCAGGCCGACGGCGUGGUGCAGAACAUCAAGGGUUCCCAGCUCAGGAGAGAGCUAGACACCCUGAUUACAGACACCAUGGCAGAGUUGAGCGUCUACAAAGAUGAGAUCCAGACCAAGCUGGGCCCGUACACCGAGGGCACCGCCGGGAAGCUGACUGAAGAUCUGCAGCUGCUCUUCAACAGGCUGCAGACAGACAUGAAGGACGCCAGCGAGCACGCCACCCAGUACUUCCACGAGAUGAAGACCAUGAUGGAGCAGAACGCCGACGACGUCAAGAACCGGGUCAACACCUACACCCGCAAGCUGAAGAAGAGGCUGGGCAAGGAUGCGGAGGAGAUCCGCAACACUGUGGCCACCUACCUCGGGGAGGUGCAUUCCCGUGCGUCCCAGAACGUGGAUGCCGUGAAGGAGCACCUGGAGCCCUACGUCAGCCAGGCACGCGAGAAGGCCGGGGAGAAGCUGGGCAGCCUGACCGAGAUGCUCAAAUCCCAGUCCCAGGACCUGAGCGAGAGGUUCGAGUCCCAGGCCGGAGCCAUCCGCGAGCAGCUGGAAAAGACCGCCCAGGACCUGCGCGUCACCCUGGAGGGCCAGCUGGAGGAGCUGACCAACUGGUUCACCCCCUACGCCGCCAAGAUCCGCGAGCAGCUGCAGGCCGUCAAGGAGAAGCUCGAGGCCAGCUCCUAAGAGCCAGAGGAAAGGGGAUGGGAGGAGAGGGAGGUGAUGGGGAGUGGGGCUGGUUAGCAACACUGCACCCACUCUCUGAUUACCGAGAGAGGAAGGAGAUAAGAGUGACUGAUGGAUCGCCCUGUCUACUUUGUGUUUUUGCGCUUGUCAGUUACAAACAGGGAGGCUGGUGUGGAGAGAGAGAGCUGGGGCACAGGCCUCUAUGAGUUACACAGGUACAAACGGCCAGGACAUGCAAAGCUUUCUUCGGCUUUGUAAACUGAAUGAAAGCUGUAGCUCAUACACUCUCUCCCUCAGCACCAGCUUCUCGCUGUGUUUUACUGUUUGAUCCCUCCACUCCUGACCUUUUCUACGAAUCAGGUGAAAGGACACUGAUAUAACCUGCUUGCUUGUCUGCCUAAAGGAAUGUGUUAAGAGUCUUUAAGGAUUGUGUGUAUGAACCUCUAAUGACACCCCCUAAUAGAUUUUGUGAGACCCAAGCUGGGAGGUAAGUCUUGGCAAAAAAUCCAACUGCUGCAUGUAACCCUACCUACUUAGUCUCAGAGAGACAUCGCUCCAAGUAUUUCUUUAGACUGGUAACUGAUGAGAGAUGGUCUGUUGUAGCCACAACAGCAGUGUGGUAGUGUGGCACACACACAAGUGGAACCAAUGGACUGCAUUAGCAUCACUGAGACUCUUAUUGUUUUACUGUCUGCUCGUUGCUGUAUCUGUAACGGUUCACAUUGGUGGUAGAUGUCGUGUUACUCUUGAGCGAUGCCACUGUACCCAAAGCUCUUGGUUUCUGUGAGACAUUCCACUGGACCAUGGUCUGCCUGUCUGCGUUCCUGUCUGAAAGGCGCAUCCCUGAUGCGUUUGGUGUUGCACCGUAAAUCCCUCCGAGCUGCGCUGUAUCGCACACCGCAGCCCUUGCAGUUAUAAAAGCCAUGGUGUGCAGGUCACCGCUGAACAAAUAAAGAGUUUCGAACUG
Molecule: messenger RNA, 1849 nt
Organism: Megalops cyprinoides (Indo-Pacific tarpon)
Lineage: Eukaryota; Metazoa; Chordata; Actinopteri; Elopiformes; Megalopidae
Gene: apoeb
Product: apolipoprotein Eb
Exons: 5
Coding region: 61-882 (273 amino acids)
Biological process (GO): negative regulation of neuron apoptotic process; positive regulation of nitric-oxide synthase activity; cholesterol catabolic process
Cellular component (GO): intermediate-density lipoprotein particle; extracellular region
Molecular function (GO): lipid binding
Source: RefSeq, a predicted model, not a curated record